AAAAGUGGCGGGGGGAAUGGGAGGAGGGGUGGCGGGGCUUCCCACCAGUGUGAGAGACGGAGACAGAGAAGGACCUCGGCUCAGUUCUGCGGGCUCCCCAUUGGCUGGCGGUUUGUACAAAAUCUAACUCAAACCACUUCAGUCUGAACAAAUCCUAAAGGCGCACACGCAGCCUCCUCCGCAGCUCCACCGCCGCCUUUAGCGUCAUUUCAGAGCCCGAUGCUGCGCUCAUCGCUCAACUUUUAUCUGUGCUGUUGUUCUCAUCAGCUGGCUGAAGGAGGUUUCUCCUGCUUGGUUUUUGGAGAUUUUGUGAAUCGGACUCCUUGACUUCUGCGCAGUUUUUUUUUAUUUAUUUUUGAUUUUUAACUGUUAUUUCCUUCCAACAGAGGAAGCAAGAAAAAGAAGCCAAUUCUACACCUGAAUGCCAGGGUAUCCGGUGUAACACGGAGCCCACGGAGAUCAGAGAGAACACGAGGGGCGCCUUCGGAGCGACAUCAGUUUUCAAAAUUUUCUCCAACUUCAGCCCUCAGACAAACAUUAGCAUGAUGUCGUAUCUAAAGCAACCACCUUACACUGUCAAUGGCCUGAGCUUAACAACCUCCGGGAUGGACCUUUUGCAUCCAUCAGUGGGUUAUCCAGCGACGCCACGAAAACAAAGGCGAGAAAGGACUACUUUUACGCGCGCACAGCUCGACGUUUUGGAGGCGUUGUUUGCCAAAACCAGGUACCCGGACAUAUUCAUGCGCGAAGAAGUGGCACUGAAAAUCAACUUACCUGAGUCCAGAGUACAGGUUUGGUUUAAGAACCGGCGGGCCAAGUGUCGCCAGCAGCAGCAACAACAACAGAACGGCGGACAAAACAAGGUGCGACCCCCUAAAAAGAAAAGUUCCCCAACCAGGGAGGUGAGCUCGGAGAGCGGGGCCAGCGGCCAGUUCACGCCCCCCACUAGCACCACCACAGUCCCCGCCAUCUCCACCAGCACCGCCCCGGUGUCCAUUUGGAGUCCCGCGUCUAUUUCUCCUCUCUCGGACCCCCUGUCUACCUCCUCUUCCUGCAUGCAGCGGUCCUACCCCAUGACCUACACUCAGGCCUCGGGCUACAGCCAAGGCUACGCCGGGUCAACGUCCUACUUCGGGGGCAUGGACUGCAGCUCUUACCUCACUCCAAUGCACCACCAGCUGUCGGGGCCAGGCUCGACUCUCAGCCCGAUGAGCACGAACGCCGUCACAAGCCAUCUGAACCAGUCUCCGGCGUCCCUCUCCACCCAGGGCUACGGGACGUCCGGCCUGGGCUUCAACUCCACGGCAGACUGCUUGGAUUAUAAGGACCAAGCGGCGUCAUGGAAGCUGAACUUCAAUGCCGAUUGCUUGGAUUAUAAGGAUCAAACAUCCUCAUGGAAAUUCCAGGUCCUGUGAACAGAGCAGUGACGAUCACAUGAGACGCAGUUCAGCCAUCUUUCCAUAAAACUCAACAUCAGACUGGUUGAGCCUGGCUGCGCUUUUCUUUUUUUUUAUCCCGGUGGUCUUCGGUACUCCUAAAGGAGAGGUUUAAUUUAUUUUAGCACUGGCAUAUAGAUUUUUCCCCCUUUCAUUCACAACUUGUAGCCCCUCAUCCACCUCUAUCAUUGCGUGCCUCUGUGCGUAAAAACACCUGUUGAGGACAACCGCAGCCACGGAACUAAAACUUCAGAGUCCUCCUGAAGUGCAGACCUCUUUAAAAAAAUGAACCUGCUGGCAGAGAGACAUGAGGAUACUGUGUGGACAUGGAUGCACUACUUUAUUUAAGAAAAAAGUGUUUAUAAGGAAUCAAUAUGUAGUUUCUAAGAGACAAUCAAUGUGCGUCUUAAAUAAAUGGUACAUAGGUGUUUUUUUUUUAUCUGUGAUAUAGCCUUCGAAACUGUGAUCUGUUGUAUUGUAUGCAAUUUGUGAGCCCCCCUCUCGCAUCAGACUCUCUGCUGUGAUUUUAAUAGAUUUUUAACUUUUUUGGGUCAAAAACUGAGCUAAAAGUAAAAUUCAAAGUGAGACAGAGACAAGAUUUUUGUUUUCUGCAGGCACAUUAUGGAGGGUUAGGCCAUACUGGAAAAGACUCUCAGCUGCUUGCUCCCCCCAUCCCUCUACUGAUCUGAUUGUGGAUCCUUCUCUCGGUCUCCCAAAGAGAGUGUGACCUCACCGCUGAAAAGACAUGAAUAAAGAUCCUGUGGGCUUACUCUUCUACCAAAAAUACGUGUGUGUGCGCGCGUGUGAAUGGGUGUGUGUCUCAGUGUGGGGGGGAAAAAAGAAACAGUUGUGUAUACUUUUCCAAGCAGGUUUGAGUCACAAGGACUGUUUAGCUUUUAUUAUGCUGUUGAGAUAUUUGAUAUAUUUUCUGGGGGGAACGGAAGUAGGUCACCGUUUUGUUGGUUUAAAUGCACAGUUUCGCUUUAAUUGGGCCAGUAAUUGCCAUCCAAGUGAGUAAUAAUUACACUUGUCAGUUUCAACCGAGCUCUGUUUUCUCAUGCAUAUUUUAUAACCUCUUGAUCCAACACAUCUGAAAUAAUUACAUGUUACAGCAUGGGGCAAACGGGCGUUUAUUUCAAAGCUGAUUUGUAGUUUAAUUUGCUCAUCACCUUCACUGCUAGGAUGCGUAAACUAAAAAGGCAUGUAACAAUUUAACCAACAAAACGCAACAUAUUGGUUUCAUUAGUAUUUUGUGUUAUUAUGACUGAAAGUCGAAUGAAUCAUCCCGGGAGGCAGAGUGAAGUUAAACCAGGGCCGCAGGCAAACAUAAAGUCCAGAAUCUAAUCCACAGUUUUAUUUUCUACAUAUAAACUACAUAAAAAUGAAGAAAACAGAAGGAUUUCUCAUCCAAAAAAGCCUUGUCAUGAUUUAUUUGUAAUAUAUUGCUAAUUAGAGUGAAUAUAAUAUUUUAGCUACAUUGUAGAUUCUAAGGUUGAUGAACAUCCAUUUAACUUUUUAAUUAAAAUAACGGGCUUUCAUCUGCACAAACAGUCUUGUACAUAAUCCUUUAUUCUAUUCUGAUUCUUUUAUAUCGUUCAUCCAAACUGCCGUGUAAUCUUUUUAAAGUAAAUCUCCAGGGACUUUUUGUACUAUGGCAACUUGUUGAAAUGCUCACAUUUUUAUCUGGAAAUUUUACCGGGUAGCAUUAGAUAUAUUUUCAGGAGUAUCGUGCGGAACAUAAUGUUCUUAUUCAAAGAGUGCACUUUGAACUUACGGAGAACAAAAAUAAUGGUUAUCAUAAACUAGUGUAAACAAGGAGAAUUUACAGAAAUAUCCAAGAGCAUCCAUAAUAUAAAAACGAUUGCUGAUCUCAAAAGGAGACAUCCACUUCUCAAACAAGAAACGCUGUAUUUAUUAAUUAAUUAAUUGUCAUUAAAUAUGCUCAUGGCUUUUGUUUUUUCCAGCGUACACCACUUUUAAAUGUCCGAUGCUUAUUUCCCCGCCUUAAUAAUCCUAUUCUCAUCUUAUUGCAUAUGAACAAUAUGAUAGUAAAGUUGGGUAAUUAACCAUAUUUUUUGAAACUGGAUGACGUCAAAAUAAGCUAUCUCUUGAAAGAGCAAAAAUUAAACUUUCAAAAUAAAAGAUGGGCAAUAUUUGAAAAUACUGGACACUACAUUCUUUAAAUGAGCUUAAAAAUUCAUAUAUUUUAUUAUAUA
Gambusia affinis (western mosquitofish) is the source of this 3652-nucleotide messenger RNA. It is a transcript of the gene otx2b, whose product is annotated as orthodenticle homeobox 2b. The transcript is spliced from 4 exons. Gene Ontology annotation, cellular component: nucleus. Gene Ontology annotation, molecular function: DNA-binding transcription factor activity, RNA polymerase II-specific; RNA polymerase II cis-regulatory region sequence-specific DNA binding. The coding region runs from base 543 to 1415 and encodes 290 amino acids. Gene Ontology annotation, biological process: regulation of transcription by RNA polymerase II; multicellular organism development. The record is from RefSeq and is a predicted model, not a curated record. NCBI's taxonomy places the organism in Eukaryota, Metazoa, Chordata, Actinopteri, Cyprinodontiformes, Poeciliidae.